GAGGCCGCGCUCCGGCCGCUCUGAGCGCGAGCGUCCCGGGGCUGCGGGAGGGGCUCCCGCCGCGGCCCCUCGCCCUCCGCUCCAGGCUCGGGCGCGCGGGUCGCGGGAGCUGGGAGACCGCCUGGCACGGCGACUCCGCGGGGGACCUUGUAGCCACUCUUGUCCCAAGGGUCUCUGGGCACCCCUCCCCGGGAGGGCAGCCGGGCGUCCCACCGUGUGCACCCUGAGGAGUCCCUGAAGUCGCCUUCCGCUCUCUUGAGGGUCUUGGUUUGAGUACAGACCACGUCCUGGAGCUCUGGAAGCCUUUUCACAUCCUACACCUGCUCGGGACUGGUAGGACAGGUAACAUGGCCCGUCUUGGGGGUUGUUGGGGGUAUUCGCGAGUAAAAUACAGGGCAGUUUGAAACUCGUUUGAGGUGGGUUCUGCUCUUUUAAGCCGAUUUCAUGCAGCGUUCUGAACUCCAAAUGCCAUUCUUGACGCUUAGGGAGUCACGAAGCCCAUCAUCCAACACCGGUUCUUCCGGAGAACUUUCCAACUUCGAGUUACACGUGUCUAAUCCGUGGAGUAACGUGUUCAGAGAUUGUGUCCUGCACCUUUUACAAAAUACGCUCAUGGCGUCAUGUGUGUCUUUCGAAGUGGAACAGUACCAAGAUUUCAGGAGUGAAAAUAAAUGUUCAACCUAUUCAAACUGUCAAAUAUUUAUGCAGAACUGCCUAAAAACAGCGUUUAGGUGGCUCGUUUAGGACUAGUAAUAAGAUUUAUCUAGUCGUCUCUACAGAAACACUCAUCCUUUUAAUGAGGGGACACCGUCAGAUUUUAUUCAAAUAGAGCUAUCUGAAUUUUGCCUGGGGGCCUGCGAUAUGAAGUUACGGUGUAUGUGGCCUCCGACCUGAUAUUUUUUCGUUUUUGCCCCAGCCAGUCUUUAAAAAAAUUUCUGUCACCUCUUUUCCCCCUUCGCAUUAAUAAUUGCCUCCUCAGGAAAUUGCAAACUUUGUGUCUGUAUUCUUUUCUAGGGGAUGUACAGGGUAAGAAUAUUCUAAUUAUAUACUUUCUUAUGGUUGCUUUUUCCUAUUUGUAAUGGUAAAUGCGUUUUUCUUUUAAUUGCACUAAUGCUUAACAUGAAAUUAUUGCUCAGUGCAAAGAGUAUUUGCGUUUUUUCUUUCUCCCUUUACUAAAAAGAUGCUAGUUGGCUAUUCUGGAUUGACUCUGCGAAACCAUAUCAUUUGUUAGGAUUUUUCAGAUUUCCUCCCUUGUCCCUUACUUGGUUUCCACUCUGUGCCUCGAUUAGGGAAUGCCAGUUUAAUCUUUUAGGGUGUGCCAUGGCUUUGAAGACCAGAGUAAAACUCUGCGUGGAAUCUGCAGGGAUUCAGUUUGCAGAAUCUUUGGCCGCAUAAGCACAUCGGCAAAGCCUUUUUGUUUCCGAGGUCUCUAACCAUUGUCACUGGAUUUAGAGUCAAGAGUCUGUAAAGGAGAAUAAAGGCUGGGAGGGGAGACAUGGUAGCUGUUGGAGAUGAAAAAGUCUGAGAAUACUCUGGAGAUUUUCAUCUUUUAUUCUCCUAUGUUUUUGUCACUUGAACAUAGGCGUCUGAAGAAUUUUGAAGUUCACCUUUCUCUCCAUUACAAACCUGCUCGCCUUUGUGGAGUGGGAGUGCCUAGUCUCCAUUCUGUGUGCUCCACCUUUGUUCUCUUUCAUGCAUCUUUGCUUAAGUUAUCCUUAUUUUGUCUCUUUUGGCCACACCUGGAGCCCUUAUCUGUGGCCAUUUCUUCUCUUUUUAGUCCUACUUUUUCAGAUGGCUUUUCCUCAUAGUUUUCCUUUGGUAACUUCUCUGUUUAGCCUAGUUUCUGUCUUCCCUUCUGUUUUGUUGUAUUUGCUUGCUGCUCCAUAUGUCCGUAUCUAUCUACCUAGCUAUCUACCUAUCUACAUUUUAUUAAGUGUUCAGAGCCAUCUGCUGGUUUUAUUUUGGUGCCCUUCAGUGACCAACUUUCAGAACAGAAUCUUGAAAACACCUUUAGGUUGCUAUUUGUUUUAUUAUUUCCCCAAAUAUGAUAUGAACACAUUGAUUUUUAAGGUCUGGCUUCUUGUAGACUCCUUACUGAUGUCAAACGUUUAGAACAAAAGCAAAGUUUUCAGUUGAAUAUAUUUCUAAAUAGUCACAUAUUUAGUACUGUGUGCCUCAUUGGAAUAUUUUGUCAUCCAACUGAAUACUGAAAAACUCACUUAACUGUAAGUUUCCAAUUACAUGAUAUCACUUGUCUGAAUGAUCUAGAACAUCUACGUGGUUAACUCAUUUCUACAUCUUUAAUCUUAAUAUUCAAAAUCAUGUAGAUAUAGCCUUGAUUUAAAAAAACCUAAUGAAUUUGUUCUUUUCUUUGUCUUCUGUUUUAAUGACUCUUCACUGUACUGCCUAACACAGUGUCUGGCACAUACGUGCUGAGUGUGUCUUUAUUGUAGAGUGAAUGCCACUGAUUUCAAUAGUUUGAGAAAGGGUGUUCAGUUUGUCUUCAAAUGUAUAUUCCUCGUUGAAAAUUACUGAUUCCUUACUCUACACCAGGUACUGGACAACCAAAAGUAACGUGUAGUUCCAGUUUUGAAGAGAGGCUACAAUUAUUUUUACCUUUGGGAAACCCUUCAUUGGUAGAUUUUAAGAGUAGUUUUUCGUUUUGUUGUAAUUUUAUAGAAAGUUACAACACCUAUAAACAGAUGACUUCAGUACUGUCCACACCAGAAAGCAAGUAACAAACACACUCUCUAAUAUAUGAAGAUGAUGCUACUUACUAUUCCAUCAUCACAAGCACAGGUGUUUGGUGUGUUUGUUUUCCUGGUAGUAACAAAUUUGUCCUAAUAAAUUAUAUUUUCUUUUACUUGCCUAUCUGGCCAUUAUUUUAGAAGUGUGGUCUGUGGCUGUGGAAUUGUUAUUGAUGUCUUUGACAAAAGCAAACCAACAACUGGGGAUUCAUUUCUACCAGGCUCUACCUAAUUGAUCAAGCUCUCUUAGUAGCUGAGUUAAGAUAAUCAGAUUAUGGUUUACCUAUUAAUUUUUCUUGUCCAACUUAGUAAACAUAACUGUCUAUUAGUCUCUGGAAGCAAGCAGCAUUCUCUUGUUUUUCACGUGCUUAUGAACUCUUAAACUUUCUGAGAAUGGCCUCUGCUGCCAUUAGUUAACUUCCUCAUUGGUAAGUACAAUUAGUAUCAACUUAAGAUUUGAGUUAGUGUGAUUUUUGUUUAAAAGGCUGUAUUUGAAUAUGUGGGUCACAUCUCUUCUGUUCUUAUUUAGGCUUUUACUUUGGAUAUCUCUCUUCAGAGAAGUCUGUGGUUCUGUUUUUCUAGAUGUGUAUCGACAUGAUACAUUGUUGAAAAUCUUGGAGUUUCUAACAUCCACGAUUGAAAAAUCAAGCUGAAGUGUCCUAUGUAAUGAUUUAGUGCUGCAACUGUCAUAUAUUUAAUUUUUUGCCUUCCCUCUGCAAAAAAAAUUAAAAAAUGAGAAAUAAAACCCACACCUGCCCUCCCUUUGUAGUGCUGCCAUACCAGCACCUCUCUUCAGAACUUGAGCCUAAUCUGGGAUUCAGCAAUGAGGUGGAUGAUAUGAGAACAUUUCAUAACCUUUCUUCCAGGAGUUAAAAGCAAAAAACAACCCCUGACCAUGUUGUAUUCAUUUUUGGAAUAUUUUGUGAACAAUACACAACAAAGAAUUUUUAUGUCGUUUGUUGAUGCUUGCUAGUUUUUGUCACAGUUGUGGGGAAAAUUCUUUUCCUUCCUUAACCCACUCUGGCUUCAUCAAGGCUCCCUACGUCUUCAUACAAUUAUACCUAACACAGUGCUGUUUACACCAGUAAAGCCCACUUCCUUCCAGUGGAGACCUAGUGGUCACAGUGGAUAGAGCUUGGUGUCACCAAGGAUGCUGAGCGAUGGCUGUAAUUAAGAUGCUCUCAUUUUAUACGUCAACUUCUGCCCAUCUUUUUUUUUUCUCCCAGAUUUUAAGAUAAGUGGAUCUGUUCCACUUAAAAACAGAUGCUUGUCUCUUCAAAAACGUCAGGUAAUAAACCUUAAAGCUCACUUGUGAUCCAUUCUACUCCUGUUUGGGCCAGAAGAUUUUAUGUAAGUUGGUACCUUAUUAUAAUUAGAAGAUAAAGCUUAUUGGAUUAGGGUCUUUUCUUGCUUUCGCUCGAGGUUUCUAGCUGUCAUCUUGGUAAGUGAUGAUGAUGAUAGUCACUAGUGGGAUUAAGUUAUUGCAUAUUGAACCAUAACGGAAAAUGGGGUCUCUGCAUGUUCAGCCUUAUUUGUUUACUCUCAAUAUGAACUCGGGGCGGAUUUUUAGAAUGCAGUUCAAUUUUUACUUUUAAAAAUCACAGUAAAAUCUCUAGGACUUGAAAUACAUUUGAGUGAUGGGGGUGUGAAGUCAUCUCUGUAACACAUGCAAAGUGUAUUUUCCCAAAGUAUAUGGGUUAUAUCUCUCCCCCUCACCCCGCCCCCCCCAUUCAUGCUAUCUGGUUUCUACAAGAAAGUAUCCAUUUGGUGGAAACAACUGGAUUUGAUAUUUGUGAAACUAAUAGGCCAAAUUUACCACACUCAUAUGCAAAAUUUAUAGCAAUUGUACGUGCAACCAAAUUACCAAAUACUGUUUUGAUAUGUUGGGAUUCCCUUGGAGUGGGAAAUAUGACUUUGUAACAUUGAUUCUAAGAAUAUCCUAUGAGAUAUUCUCUUUGGAGUUUUCCAUGAUCAGCAGUUAAUCUAUUUUGGAUGAGUGUGUGUUGUAUAUAUCUACAGCCCAGAUCUAGCGUCUGUAGAGAAGCAAAGAAUAAGUAACCUGCUUCCUAUUCUCUGUGCCUUGAACACUCAGUGAAGGAGUUAACCAGUAUGCAUACAAUGGGAAGAGAAUGAUAGAGCUGCCAUUUGAGUGAUACAAAGAGCCGAGGGGUCAGGAGGAAAGAGAACAAUCCAUUCUAAACUUUUCCUUUUUUUUAAGUAGCCCUUGUGUUCCUGACACAGACUAAAUGCUCAAUCAAUUUUAGGUAUUAUCAUCACCAUCACGGUUACUAUUAUUGCUUUAAAAUCACUGCUUCUCUAGGUGCUCUUUGGUGAAACUUGGGUCUCUUGGACUUGAGUUCUGGCUGAGCAGUUAUUCACCAAAAUUUGUUUUUGGGAGAGCAAUAAUACUUAUUAAUAAUUUGGCAAAAUUGUCCAUUAUUGAUUACUCCAACCUCUAUAAAAUUCCGAUGUUUAACUGAAAAUUCAAAUUAUUCUGAAUGGUCUUAGAGGAAAGACAUUCAAAGACAUUAAGAUUAUGUUUUAGAUGGACAUCUUGAAGAAUAAAGUCAUUGCAAAAGUGCGAUCAAAUUAACAUGAGAUUAUCUUAAUUUCUCACUCUGACAGCUGCGUUGUUAUAUUAGACAAACCUGGUACAUUUGUACAAACUUAAUGAGUUGAAAACCCAUAAACGGUCUUGUCCAGAAUGGAAAGAUCACAAGAGGCCUCCAGCCAUCCCGCCCUUUAAAACUUCUCCCACAGGAGUCCCUCUGAAGACCAGGAAAGCAGUCCUCAUCUGCAGCUUAGUGUUGGUUCCAGUCUUGGCUUUCAGCUAGGACUGGACCAAGGACUGAUAAAAAAUGCUGAUAGCUAAGGAGAUACUGGUCCAUUCCAUGUUAGAGAGGGAAGAGUUCUUCUGAUAGGAGGAAACACGUUCAGUUUAUUGUCCUACCAUUGGCCUAGUAGAUGAAAAAAAUAUUUUAAAAGAAAUUAUAUAACCAGAAAUAUAUUUACUAUAGUCUUCAGUUCCUGUCUGACGUCGCUCUUCUAUUGUACAAGGAAGAUUCCCUUGAAGAUGUGGAGCUGGGUACCGUUGCUUUACCUUCUAGGUUUCAGCUUCUCCUGAAUAUAGCUUUUUUUAAAAAAAAUCUGAUAAUUGUUCCUGAGAAGUGGUGGGAGUGGGGUGACAAGAAAUUGACUUACAUCUUCAGUCUAUGAGGCAAAUCUUUGUUUAAAGGAAUCCUGGGAUGAAUCCGUUUCUACUAGGUAAAAAUCACAAGGUUUUUGUUUAAUGGACCUCAGAUGCUCAGAAUUCCAUUAAUCAUAAUUCUUCGUUUGCAACACAUUAUUGUUAUGCCAUUAUUGGUUCAUGUGUGGCCAAUAAAUGUUAUUCAUUUUAGAUUCUUGGGUUAGGUGGUGGAUGGAUAUUCAUUGUAUUAUUAUUUUAAAAUAAUAUAUGACUAAAUAAAAUUUUAAGUAAAUUUCUCCUAAAUUAGUAAAUAAAAUUUUUACAAAUGUCUUCUUUGUGUUUUUCCUUUGAGUAGAGAACACCUGUAUUGAGCAGAAUUUUCCCUUUUCCUUCAAAAGGACAGCUUUUUUAAGACAGUGAUUUUUUUUUUUCCCUCUUAAAACUGACUUCAUGUUCACUUCCAUAAUGUUCCUAGUUUCUUUGAGCAAAGGGUGCUUAUUUUUGCACAGAGCUCAUAGUCCACAGGAUGUUUCCAACUUGCGUAGGUACUUGUCCUGAUAAAAAUGCAAAUGAAAACUUGCUGAUAGUUUGUAUCAACUUGGGUAUGAAUUCCUCUGGGAAGAGCUUGUGUCCAAAAAAUUCAGGCUACUCUGUAUGAACUUUUUAUCUGCUUUAAUGAUCAUAUUAAACAACACAAUUUUAUAUUUGUGUUUGAAUCCAACAACAUGUUUUAAUUGGUUUCUUUAAUUCUAUUGCAAUUUGAGCAAUUGUUUGGGAGACGUUUCUGUGGGACCUAGAGGGAGCCUAGGAUGAGCUUUGACAGUCCAUCCAUCCUGAGGGCUCAUUAACAUUCUAGAGUGUUUGGGCCACUUGAGGAAUUUUCCUUUGUUCCGAGGCAACCUAUGCAAGAAAAUGAAGUCAGAUUGGCUAUGAUUAAUCAUGCGAAGUGAGGUUGCUAUUUCAGUUUUUAGAUUUGACAUUUUGCGUUGAUCUGGACUUUUGUAAAUGAGUAACUUCAAGUCUAAAACCUACUGGGAGUUCAUUUUUUUCAUCACCUCAAGAUAAAAUGGCACUGCUGAGUUUUUGAGUGAACCUCAGCUUGGAGUAGGUAUUGCGCACCAGCUCUGUGCCAUGUGAGGAUGUGCCAAGCGGUGAACAAGAUGCUUCUGUGGAUCACAGGUUAGUCUUUAUGGAGCUUCAUGGUGUUUAGAGUUACUUUCCUACCACAUCCUCUUCUCUUUGGCUUUUGAAUCUAUAUUAUAAAUUUACGUAUUUGGAGGCGAAGUUAAAUGUCAUUCUUUUUAGUAAAAUCUUAUCAAUGUUUACAACUUGAGGGCCAUGCUGUUUGAGCAGACUCUGAGAUUUAACUGAGCAACUCUUAAAAGAUUGGAUAAGUGAAUCAAGUGGGAGAACUAGAGACUCGGGUUGAAAAAGAAAACCUUCCGUUGACUUAUUUUCUAAUGAAAGCCUUUGUGACAAGGUUCAUACAAUUUUGACCAACUGUAUUUGAACUCGUGGUACUUGUUCUUUGGUAAAAAGAGAAGGAGCUGCUGCUGUUUCAUAUUCUCUCUAUUCUGAUUACGUUUAUACUUUAGUGAAAGAAAGAAGAACCACAUGUAUGCACAUAAAAUGCCUCUGCCCCAAUAAUUUUAUGUAAGCUUUCUGGGAGUUCAAGACUCUGAAUUCGAACUAGUGGACACCUACAAUUUCAGAAACCCGGAAUAACCCUGAGAUUCAGAAGGUGUUUCAGCUCCUGGGAAAAAUAUUUUAGGAGAGGACCCUUUGGGGCAGGAUGGGGCCUUUUUGGUCAUACUUCCUUUCCUUUUGCUGACAUGAGACUGCUUGUGGCCUCCAGGGAGGAGCUGAGAACAUCUCAGAGGUAGGUGUGGUUGUGGGGUCUCUAAGUUAAAGAGCUAUGACAGUAACACAAUGAUACCCAUUCUCAUUUGUGCCAUGGUGGAAGCGGUUUCCUGCCCUCAGACACUUUGGACUUCAUUGUCUCCAGCAUUGCCACCUUUCUUUCCUCCAAAUUUUCAGAUUUCUAUGUCUACCUAUGGAAAUAAGUUUGAUUCUAAAUUUAGCUGAGAUUAUUAUUUUAAGUGAAUUGUAAAUUAUAUGUAACUGGCAAGAAAAGAAAAGAGUGGAUAAAAAUAGUAUCCUUUUUACAUAUCUGGAAUUGGAGCAUCUUUAGAAUGACAUUUGAAAUCCAGUCUUAUGGCUCAGUGUCAGUGUGAUGUGGAUCAUCUUGUAGAAAUCUCUGGAAUGUAAUAAACUUAAAGUUUAAUAGCAAUAAAAAGGUCAGACCGAAGAGCCACAUAAGCAUCACUGUGGAGCCUCGUCAGUUUUUAAAGAGUAGAAUAACUGACUGAAACCCUUUCUCUUUACUUGUCAUGUUUGUAUAAUAAUGUGCUUAAUGUACAACAGUGAGGCAAAGGGAAGAAUUUUCUUUUGCAAAACUUGCUUUAGAAGUGAUUAAGAUUUGUAAUGUUUUACAAAAAGCCCUCUUUUAAAUGCAUUGCAUUCGUGACAUAGUGGUUGUGUAGGUGGAGUAGGACUUGUGUGUGCAGUGUUCAUCGAGAAAAUAGCACAAAGCACAUUCACAUGCCAUUGAGACACAAUAGUGGGCGUUGAUAAAAAUUUGUAGUACUAGAGCUUUGAAAACAUAUCCUGGGCUGGUGCCGGUUUUAAUCUCUCCUGAAAAUGAGAAUUUCACCUUUAAAACGAGAUCACUUUUUCAUUAGAUGAUAAUACAUGAAUAAGGCUCAGUAUGGUGGAAAUUUGGUUAUACCACUGUAAAAGUUGGGAGACCAUUGUGAUAGCUGUUUUGUAUUCUAAACUCUAAAUAAUACAUUGAAAACUGUCUUAUGGGCAAUUUCUGAAGCUUUGGAGCUGUUCAUCUCCAGCCUCCCUGGGUGUGGACAGUUACUGAGUUCCUGGCACUAUGUGUAUGCCAAGCACGGUGCUGCACAGAUUCAGAAGGGAGGUAAGCUCCUGAGAAUGACAUUUUAGGGCUCUUUUUAUAGGUUAAGAAAUAGAUCUUAAGAAGUGUAAUUCAUCUGAGGUCAGACAGCUGGGGGCAGAGUGAAGACCUCAAGCAUUUUGGCUUAGCAAAGCGCUGAUUUAUAUCGGGCCUUUCUGCUUUUGCGACAGCAAAUCGUAAUCACUGUAAUACACCUCUGUGGUAGGAAUUUUAUAAAUGGAGAUCAAGAUACAAUUUUAACUUACAAGUUUUUCGAUUUUAGAAUUUCUGGGAAAUUAACAUUUGAAUAAGACAUUUUAGUAUAGUGACAUUCUUAUGAUGCAAACAACUUUUUUAGGUGUCAUGCUUUUACCAAAAAUAUGGAAAAAUGUGAUCUUAACCUAAAAAGACUUUAAAUGUGGAUUCUAAGCCAUCUAAAGUCAUUAGGAUUUUAACUCCCUAAGUAGUGCUUUUAAACAAUUAAGUUCUGUUUGGAGUGCCUUUGUGUUAUCUUAAAAAAAAAAAUGCUGCUUGAAUUUUUGCUUUUUCAGAUUAUCGUAGGUAACAGAUGGUUUGCACUUAGUUCAGUGAGCCAAAUGAAAAAAGAGCAGACUUUGCAUAAAAUUUGUGUUGAUAGUGCAUUUUUUCUCCCUGAGAUGGAUCACAUGAACUUUCUAAAUAAUGAAUAGCAUAUUUACAUUAUUCUGAUCUUUUUUGCUACAGAGUACAAAAAGAAUGUGAAGGACAAACAACCCAGCCUUGUCACUUUAAAAGUUAUUCUUGUAAAUUAUUGAGAGUGUUUUUCUAUUCUUACUGCAUUGCUAACUCUAGGUAUGUUGCAUGUCCUGACUACUUCUAAAAUUGAUGAAUUGUUCCAGUGACUUUGAAAACUGAAGGCACUUUUUAUGUCAUUGAACUACAUUGAAAUAGUAGUAAAUUAAUUUCUAUAAGGAUUUUAAACCUUCAGCAAAGCCUCGAGAACCCACAUCAUUUCUCUAAUCUCAAUUUUGGAAGUAUUUAGUACAGUUGCUAUCUAAUAUUUGACUUUCCAUUGAUUGAUCAUCACCAGUCUGUUCAUAGUUGUUCGUUAACUCUUGUGUGUGCUGGUGAAAGGUGGAGGUGAUGCUGGCAUAAGGCAGGCAGGACGGUAUUACCGAAGUGGAGGAAAAUUGACUAGUGAGGAGUGUAGACACCAGCUGUAGCUGUUGGUACCAAUGGUAAUGGAAAGACUCUUCUGUUUUAAGAAUGGGCCUUUACUUCAUCAUGUAUAAUUUUAAUGCAUUACAUAUUAGACUAGGGGAAUCAGUGAAACUGAACUAAAUAAUUUCACUUCUACUUUUGUAUGUAUGAAUCAGAAUUCACGCUCUUUUCAAGAGUUGGAAGAAAAGUGCUCAUUUUACUGAACUACAUAUAAUUUGUAUCGAAGGAAAUAAAAGGGGGAACAAAGAAUGAAAGAAUCUUUAUUCUUUUUUUGCCCUCAACAAAAUGAUGUCUGUAGAAUAAUGUUUUAAAGCAGAGAAAGUAAUCUCUCUAGUGUUCACUUUGACAGAACUACUGAAAUUAUUUCCUCAGUUGAAUUUUCUAUGUCUUUAAAGACAUAUACAGCAUUGCUAGUUUUAAUAAAACAUGAGAUUCUAGGCUCAGAACAAGCUUAUGCAUUUCGUUUCAAGCAGAACCAUGCCUGACCAUUCCUCAUAGGUGUGUGUCUUAUGUAAGCAUGGGCUGGAGUUUGUACAUAUGCAGACAUAUCUGCAGAAAAGUCAAAAUUUCCUAACUGGUAACAUAAAUGACAAUAUUUCAUAUUUAAAAACAAUAAAAUGCUGAGAAUAUCUGUAACUGUAGAAAACAGCAUUUUCUUCUUAACUUCUUAAUCCCCAAUACUAAAUGUUGGUUUUUUCUCAACUGUUUAUUUCAGUGCUUAGGAAAAGAGAGGCUUAGAGCUGAUAUCAGAAGGUCCCUAAGUUCGUUUCUGCCCUAGACGAAAAAUAGCAAGCAGCCCAUUCUCAUUUAUUAUUCCCUCGGUUUUCCCACUAAGAGCUUCUUGACAUCUCUUCUGACCACACCAGCCUUCCAGACUGACCCAAGAAGAAUACCCUGCUUCUUCUAGGAAACCUGGCACUGGAUCCAGCAUCAAUGUCUACUUGUAGAACAACUGAUGGAUUGGAACUGCUUAUUCCUCAGCAAUGAAUUGGGGAAAAGAAGAGUUUUCUGUGGCCCUCUUCACCAUGAUUCCCUGCAGAGCAGCGCUGUCUUUUGCCCGAUGUCUGAUCCGGAGAAAAAUCGUUACUCUGGACAGUCUGGAAGAUUCCAAAUUAUGCCGCUGCUUAUCUGUCAUGGACCUCAUUGCCCUGGGGGUUGGCAGCACCCUUGGUGCUGGCGUUUAUGUACUCGCUGGAGAGGUUGCCAAAGCGGAUUCCGGCCCCAGCAUCGUGGUUUCCUUCCUGAUCGCUGCCCUCGCCUCCGUGAUGGCAGGCCUUUGCUACGCUGAAUUUGGGGCCCGAGUUCCCAAGACUGGGUCUGCGUAUUUGUACACGUAUGUUACUGUUGGAGAGCUGUGGGCCUUCAUCACUGGCUGGAAUCUCAUUUUAUCCUAUGUGAUAGGUACGUCAAGUGUCGCCAGAGCGUGGAGUGGCACCUUUGAUGAACUUCUUAGCAAACAGAUUGGUCACUUUUUCAGGACAUACUUCAAAAUGAAUUACUCCGGCCUUGCAGAGUAUCCUGACUUUUUUGCUGUAUGCCUUAUAUUGCUUCUAUCAGGUCUUUUAUCUUUUGGAGUAAAAGAGUCUGCUUGGGUGAAUAAAAUCUUCACAGCUGUUAAUGUCCUGGUCCUUCUGUUCGUUAUGGUGGCUGGGUUUGUGAAAGGAAAUGUGGCAAACUGGAAGAUUAGUGAAGAGUUCCUUAAAAAUAUAUCAGCCAAUGCCAGAGAGCCGCCUUCUGAAAAUGGAACAAGUAUCUAUGGGGCUGGUGGCUUUAUGCCUUAUGGCUUUGCAGGCACUUUGGCUGGGGCUGCAACCUGCUUUUAUGCCUUUGUGGGAUUUGACUGCAUUGCAACAACUGGUGAAGAAGUCCGGAACCCUCAGAGAGCUAUUCCUAUUGGAAUUGUGACUUCUUUGCUUGUUUGCUUCCUGGCCUAUUUUGGGGUCUCUGCAGCUUUAACACUUAUGAUGCCGUACUACCUCCUGGAUGAGAAAAGCCCCCUUCCUGUAGCAUUUGAAUAUGUUGGAUGGGGUCCCGCCAAAUAUGUCGUUGCAGCGGGCUCCCUCUGUGCUUUGUCAGCAAGUCUUCUUGGAUCCAUUUUCCCAAUGCCUCGUGUAAUCUAUGCUAUGGCGGAGGAUGGGUUGCUUUUCAAAUGUCUAGCUCAAAUCAAUUCCAAAACGAAGACACCAAUAAUUGCUACUUUAUCAUCGGGUGCAGUGGCAGCUGUGAUGGCAUUUCUUUUUGACCUGAAGGCACUUGUGGACAUGAUGUCCAUCGGCACUCUUCUGGCCUACUCUCUGGUUGCAGCCUGUGUUCUCAUCCUCAGGUACCAGCCUGGCUUAUCUUAUGAGCAGCCCAAAUAUUCCACUGAGAAAGAAGCUCUGAGACCAUGUGCUGGUGCUGCCUCAAAAAGCGAGCCCCACGUCACCAGGCUGCAAGGACGGCGCUUCAUCUUGCAAACUGUCUUCAGCCCCUCGGUUCUGCCUACACAGCAGUCGGCUUCUCUCGUGAGCUUUCUGGUCGGAUUCCUUGCCUUUCUCGUUUUGGGCCUCAGUGUUUUGACCACUUACGGUGUCCAGGCUAUUGCCAGGUUGGAAACAUGGAGCCUCGUUCUCCUUGUGCUGUUUCUUGUUCUCUGCAUCGCGAUCAUUUUCACCAUUUGGAGGCAGCCCCAGAAUCAGCACAAAGUAGCCUUUAUGGUUCCAUUCUUACCAUUUUUGCCGGCCUUCAGCAUCCUGGUGAACAUUUACUUGAUGGUCCAGCUGAGUGCAGACACUUGGAUCAGAUUUAGCAUUUGGAUGGCACUGGGUUUCCUGAUUUACUUUGCUUAUGGCAUUAGACACAGUCUGGAGGGUAACUCGAGGGAUGAAGAAGAGGAUGAGGAUACAUAUUCAGACAACAUUAAUGCAGCAACAGAAGAAAAAUCUGCCAUUCAAGCAAAUGACCGUCACCAGAGAAACCUCAGUUUACCUUUCAUAUUCCAUGAAAAGACGAGCGAAUGCUAAUGCCUGAGGGAGCGGAGCUGGUCCACAGUCUUAACAUACAUAUCCUACACGGAGUACACCAUGACAGGAUGUUGCCAUCAUGCUAGGUUGUCAUGGGUUUGCUGCAGACAUAGUUCACCCUAAUUUAUGCUUGCUUACCUGGACAGCACCUCGUCAGAUGGUGAAUUAUGUACUCGGGGCAACCUCCUGAACUCUCUCCUCAGUGAUGAAUAGCCCCAAAACAGUGGGCAUGUGUGUGUGUAUGUAUGUAGAUGUUGGGCAAUGUGAAUGUUCAAAGCUGUUGGUGUUGUACUGUUAUUGCCUUACAUUUCUGCAGUGUUGUCAUUAAUUGGUGGCAUGUACUGCACAUACUGAAAUGAGGUUAUCACUGAAUAGAAAAGGUGUUUUGUAUGUUCCCAGUGCAGUUGGGGAAAUAACUGUUGCUUUUUCUUAUGAGGCUUCAUUAAUGUCCACCUAGAACCUGCUACAAAUGCAGUUACCCAUCUUGGUGUCUGUCAUUGGUCAGGAGUAAGAGGAGGGGAUUAGAAAUGAGCCUUUUCUAUAACUUAUAAAUGCCAGCAGUGGGUUUAUUACUGAUUUUCCUUCUAUGAGGAUGACAAUUUGCUAAAACUUUAGCCAACAGGAGUGUUCGCAUCCGCCAUACUACACAGGGCAGGAGUGGCAUUCUGUGUCACACAUGGCCUCCCUCUGAACUCCUGUCCUCUCUGAGAUCGCUGGUCCUUAAAUAUGAGGGCUUCACCUGCUGUGAAUGAUAUAGUCACUCAGUCCAAUCAGGGACUUGAAAGAGUAGUGGGGUCCACUUGGGACUCUUUAUGCUAGAAAGUGAAGGUGGUCCCCAUGGCCAGAAAGCUCACGUAAGUGGCAACGGUGAGGAUAUGUCUGAAGAUCAGAGUUAGACAUAUGCCUGGCUAAGUAGACCCCAAGCAUCCUUGUUUUAAAAGUCACUUCAAACAAGCCAAUAGAAUCUCCUGGAUCACACCAUUGAUAGAAUGAUGCAUACACUUUCUAUUACUUAAUAACUAAUCACAGUUUUUUCUUUUUCUUUUUAACCUUGUCAGGCACAGAAUCUACUUGUUUCUACUAUUAUUUUGUCUUAUUCUAGAUAUAAGGGGCUACUGUAGCAAAUUCUGUCUUUACUACAUGCAAAGGAGGAAAAAAUAAAGGGGUACAAGAAGAGAAAAUUCUUUUGUUCUGAGUUUAAAGUGCCUAUUCAGAUGUUAAAGGGCAUUUGGCCCAAUUUGGGGGUUUGGAUCUAAUUUGCCUCCAGUGUGUCUUUUGGAAACAUUUAGGGAUGUUUUUCUUCCCCCAUCCCAUAAACUAUUUAGCACUUUUUAUUUCAUUUAUUUUCAAAUGAUCACACUAAAGCUAUUAAUACAAGCUCCAAUAUUCUAUAAUAGCCCAUCAGUGGUAGGGGAAUUAAAUAUUUUGGUUAAAUACAUAAUUAUUUAAAACUUAAGCCUGAAAAAUCAACCAAAUUGAAUUGAAGCUAUAUAAACACAGAAAGCUUUAUAUGAGUAAAUAAUUUGUUUUUAUUUGUAAAGUUCUCUAAAGACUGUAUUUUAUAGGGUUCUCUAAUAGUGGACUAUUUAUCUGCAGUGUGUUUUGCUUCUCAUGAAUUAUUUUUCUUACAAAUAAUUAAAUGGUUCACUAGAUGAGGCUAGGAGCUAAACACAUAUGCAUGGGCUCCCUUCCCAGGAUGAACGUUAUCAAGUGCACAAGUUGACCAGAGGCAAGGAAAACAUUUGUUUUCUGAAAGCUCUUUCAAGACAACAGUUAUUUUAUUGAUGCCAUUAAAAAGCAAGUUGCAAUUCUUUUGUCUACCCCAGAGUUUAUUGUGAUUAAAUAUCAAAUAAACAAGUAGAAGACCUGGUUUUCCGGCUGCUAGUGUGGGAGCAUGGCUGACAUAGAACUCAGUAGUGACAUUCCACAAUUGCCAGGGUGUGUGUGGUGAGAUCUGAAGCCCCAAAUUCUCUUUCAAGCUGCGUGUUUUAUUGGAGAGGAAGAGUUGCAUAAGCAAGAGGUCAUUUUUGUAAGGACUGUAGGCAUAAUCAUAAAUCUUUGCUGUUGCAGCUGUACACCGAGAACCCCUUUUGUUCUGUAAUCAAUCUAGAAUAGGCCCUUCAUGCAGGGAACAUGAGGAAUUUCAUACAUGAAUAUUUAAAUCUUUUACUGUAACAAAACAGAAAAAUGUGUUUAGAACGUGAUAGGCAGCUAAAAUUAUCAUGCCCGCCAAUUAGGAACAGAAUUUAGUUAAAAAAUAUUUUUCCACUUUUGAAACACUUUGUAAACACACAUAUCUAUGAAAAGAUGCUUUGUCAGUAACUGUGCUUUUUUUCUGUGAAGACUGAAAUGUGCAUUCGUAUGUAUGUGUGAGUGUAUAUAUAUAUAUAUGGAUGUGUGUGUAUUUCAAAUGUCAGCAUAUAACUCAGUUGGAUUUAUGAUGGGCUUUGGAAAUGAUCCUGUCGUGUGCAUAAAAAAGCCAACUGAUGUGGAGAAAAAAUAAUGUUUUAUAUUGAUAGGUAUGCUUAUACAAAAUUUUUAGGUUUUAAACUAUUUUGAAAUAUACAAUUUUAUAUGUAUAAUAUUUUCUAUAGAUAGAUUCUUUAAGAAAGAUAUAUUUAUAAUGUUUCUAAUAUAAAAUCAGUAGACUCUAGUACAUUAUAACAGGUGCUUUAUGAUCUGAAAUGGAGGCGGGGUGGGGGAAAUUAGGGUAUUUCUGUUUACUCGUUUCUGUGGCACCUUUUCUGAAAUCUCUGUCUUGGUAUGUGUUUAUUAGGAAAUCCAGUACCACCAGCUCUCAUACUUCCUCCCCGUUCCUAGAUUUGAAUUCGUAAGGUUUUGAACAAAAUGUUGUUUUUACUUUCCUGGGAUUACCAAAGAGUUUUGUGUAGAUUUGACUAGUAAUCAAUCACACGCCAAGUCCUCUCCAGAAAUUAAAAAAUACUUGUGCUCAUUCUCUUAAUUAUGAUUCAGUAAAAACAGUUUAAAUUACUUUUUUCUUUUUUACACUGGGAAAUAUGCUCUGUUAACAUUUUCAGUGAAAACUUCUUAUAAUAGCGCCUUUAUUUUAUGCUCGUAAAAAAGAGAGAAGAUACUUUAUGAAUGACCAUAUAAAGGCCACUCCUGCCCUACAAUUCACAAAGUAGCUAUGCAAAUUCAAGUUUAAAAACUAUUUAUGAGAAAACUUGUAUUAGAGCUUUUGAUAUGUACUGAAAUACAGAUUAUUGCUUAAUCACAUUUUCCACAGAGAUGAACAUCAAGAAAACUAAGACCGAAACGUCAUUUGGAGUACAUACAUUAAAGAAAAACUAAUGUUCAUAUGUAUUACUCUUACUAGCCAUAGUUGAUGGGAAGUAUCCAUUUGAGAAUUAUCUUCCUUUAAAAGACAAGAGCCUCUCUUCUUUUAAUUUUUCAGAAUAAAAGAUUUUUUUAACUUUUUUAUUUUAAAAAUGAGCCAGAAUAUUUUCUGAGUCCUGGGUAUGUGCAGAUAGUUGAACUAUUUUGAACUAGAAUCUGUGUUUGCCAAAUUAUCUUCUAAACUUACUUGAUUGCUUAGCAGAGAGAAUAAGGAAAAGUCAUCACCCUCCAAUACUGAUAAUGCUGAGGGAGCAGUCUUAUCUUCUUUCCUCUUAAAUCAGGGCAUAUUCUGAGAUUACAAACCACAUGAUAAAAUUGUGCCAAGAUUCCAGCUCUCUUUUCCCUCUGGAGUUGCUUAUGAUUUUCUCUGCCCGAUUUUCCUGACGUGCUUCAAGUGACUGUUGGUUGACACCAAAAAUACAAUUUGCACAGAAUUUUAAAGGAUUGUGUUUAGAGCAUCCAUCAUGGAGUAUUAAAACCCACAUUAUUAGUGUGAAUUUUUGCUGGGGGUGUUGAUGGUGGGGAGUGAGUUAUUCUUUUUGCUAGUACCCAAAUAGCGCCUUCUCUGUAUGUUUUCCACUUACGUUCUCUAACAUGUCCUAACAUACCAAGGGAAGAAAUACCAGAGUUCAUGUAGUAAAUGCCAGCACAGGUCAUUGUUUAGUCGUGUAGAUUUGAAAAUAAGGCUGCUUGACUUUGUUGUUUAGCCGAGAUUUUUUUUUCUUGUAUAAUUAUAUUUAAACAUUUUUAAAUGGCUUUCUGGUUUCUAGAUUUCGAGAAGCCUAUUCUGUUAUUGUUGUGGUUGUUGGUUUGGUUUUUGUAACACUCAUUAUUGUUUAUUUGUACACAGUUUAGUCUUACUGAUUUCAAAUGCAUUUUGUUAUGGCUCGACCCAGUUGGCAACCCUGUUUGCUGGGAGCACUAUAUUUAGCUGUAUUCACCAUGGCUGAAGCCACUGCCACAAUCUUUGGCCUUAAAGAGCCUUCACUGACCACUGGGGCUCCUGGGGGCUCAUAACCAGGCCCCCAGGCUGGCGUCAGGUUGAGGCAGCCUGCAAGUUGUGAGCAUCUGUAGCUACCUCUGAUGGGUGGGGUUUCGGGAUGAUGGGAUAGGGUAUGAAGUGAAAGACUUCACAUGGAAGGAAGGUAGUUUGGGGUCCUUAAUUUAUGGUCUGAAUAUCUCAUGAGUACAUCAAGGUAAAUGAGAUGGACCAAGGAACCUCUAUGACUCAUGAAAAGGAUGGCUGCUUCCUGAAACUGGCACCACAAGGCAGGGUCUAGCCCACUGCAAUCCCUGGUGGACGCUGACAGCCGUGGGGCAGAAAGUACGGGGGCCGAGGCUCAGUUGGUAAAGAGUCUUGUUUUGCCAACAGGGCGGGUUUCUCAGUUGUCAUAAACCCACCCCUGAUUGACAGACUCUUCAUCUUUGUUGUCCACUAGGGGUGCCCAAUUGUUUUAUUGCUUUAUUUUGUUAUCAUUGUGCUUAAUAGAAAUUGUUGAUAGGGCCCCAAACCCUGCAGAGAUUCUUUGUAAAAAUCAACAGAUACAUUGGACUUGUGCGAAUGUAAAGAUUUUUUGUUUAGUAGGUAAUUUUAAAUUUAAAUGUUUUCAAUGAUAAUCUGUGUUCCUUUUUACAUAUGAAGUUGGAUUAUUUUUUAGGAUUUGUAAUAAAUAAAAACUGUUGCUGCUUUACCACUGUAAAUAUGCUUUCUAAUGUGACCAUGUAUUUUUUAAAUAAAUUUUAAUAUGACUUAUAA
Messenger RNA from Equus caballus (horse), 18208 nucleotides. The record is from RefSeq and is a predicted model, not a curated record. Lineage: Eukaryota; Metazoa; Chordata; Mammalia; Perissodactyla; Equidae.